ACUUCAACCUCGCUCCUUGCUGGGGGUCGUUGAAUUGUGGUCGCGGAUAAUCUAUCACCAAUAUCUGAAAUCUGCUCUCAUUAUCAGGCUAUUUCAGCAUACACGCCAGCCCUGGACUCAUACACGCAUGUAUCCAUAGUUGAAUCGAUUAUUGGUUCGGUUUGACCUUUUUCUGUAUCGAGCUCCAUGCCCUUUAUCGAAAAGCCCUACCCCUGCAAGCGCCGCACACUAGCCGCAAUUCACGUGCGGUCCGUUUCGCGCGCGUGUUCCGUACCUGUCGCAGACAACGAGCACACAUAAGCUUGUAAGAAUGGUGCAUGUCACGGCCUAGCCUUGUUUCCCUUUAUCUUCCACUUUUAUCACAUCAACAAUGGUAUCAGCAGGCAAAUUUUUUACCCUAGUGGUGCUCUCCACGCUAAUGGGGUUCUCCUCAUACGGCGCUGGCCUUCUUCCAUUGUCGGUGCCGCUCACAUCGGGCAAUAUCAGGUCCGUCUCUGUGUUGGGGAUGGGGGUGCUUGUGGGGACGGCGAUGGUGAUUAUUAUCCCAGAAGGCGUGGAAACUUUGUACAACUCGGAGUUACACAAGCCAAUUAAUAACGAGACCAGAACAGAGGGGGCUACCCCGGAGGAAAGCUCGGUGAGGAUUAACGAACGGGAAUCGCACUUUGUAGGGCUCUUUUUGCUCAUGGGGUUCAUGUUCAUGUAUUUUAUGGACAAUAUUGGGGUGGUGGCAGCUGUUUUUGGCGGUGCCAGCGUGAAAUAUGUGGGAAUUGAAGCGGAAGUCAAUAACUACUUGCCGUCUCCGGUUCCGUCUGCCCAGUACUCCAGUUUCUGGAGCUUUCUCCGCAGCUUCUCUCCCAAAACACUCUUCCAGCUCUUAUCGUCUAGUCCCACGUCGUUCGGGUUGAUCAUCCAUUCCAUGGCCGACGGUGUGGCCAUGGGGUCCUCGGUCUCCAGCUCCAACAUGAAGCUCAAGGGCGUCAUCUUCAUCGCCAUUGCGCUCCACAAGAUCCCCGCCGCUUUUGGGCUUGUCUCGGUGUUGAUGAGCUCUAACGUGCAUGUGCACACCAUCAAGUUGCACUUGGCGCUCUUUGCCCUUGCGGCUCCGCUUGGCUCGUGGGUGACGUUUCUCGCUAUCCACUUACUUGGAGGCUCGCCUGGUGUCAUCGAGUGGUGGACCGGGGCCUUGCUUUUGUUCAGUGGCGGUACCUUCCUCUAUGUGGCUGUGCACGCGAUGCAGGACGUCGCGGGGCAAGAUGGAAAGGCUGUUUCUGCCGGCAGUGACUCGACGGCUGUGCAAACAGGUCUCACCAUUAGCGACUUUGGUAUCUCUGCCCUCGGCAUGGUCUUGCCGUUGUUAGUGGCUAGUGUCCGAGAAUAGAGCCGUUUGCCUUGUAUAUCAGUAAAAAAAG
Molecule: messenger RNA, 1412 nt
Organism: Babjeviella inositovora NRRL Y-12698
Lineage: Eukaryota; Fungi; Ascomycota; Pichiomycetes; Serinales
Product: Mn(2+) transporter
Exons: 1
Coding region: 371-1381 (336 amino acids)
Biological process (GO): transmembrane transport; zinc ion transport
Cellular component (GO): membrane
Molecular function (GO): metal ion transmembrane transporter activity
Source: RefSeq, a predicted model, not a curated record